This is a messenger RNA of Scleropages formosus (Asian bonytongue), 2500 nucleotides long. RefSeq names its product kinesin family member 2C (gene kif2c). NCBI's taxonomy places the organism in Eukaryota, Metazoa, Chordata, Actinopteri, Osteoglossiformes, Osteoglossidae. Gene Ontology annotation, biological process: microtubule depolymerization; microtubule-based movement. Gene Ontology annotation, molecular function: microtubule binding; microtubule motor activity; ATP binding. The coding region runs from base 121 to 2217 and encodes 698 amino acids. The transcript is spliced from 21 exons. Gene Ontology annotation, cellular component: microtubule. The record is from RefSeq and is a predicted model, not a curated record.
UUAGCUGUCAUCCUUUGGAGUACAAGAGCAGUGUUUAUACGGUUUGAAUGUGGAAACGGUACAUUCGCUCACUGUAGUUGUUUUAUUGGUGCGAUUUUUUUUUUCCCCCCCGCACGCAAAAUGGACAUUAAAAUUGCAGAAUUGAUUCCUUUGGGGCUUUCUGUGAAGAUCAGUCGUAGUGACGGUCGGGUCCACGGCGCAACUGUGAAGGCCAUCCACCCGCUGAAGGCAGCCGUGUCCGUGGAGUGGGCCGAGAACUCGGCUACCAAAGGGAAGGAGGUGGAAUUGGGUGAGUUGUGGGACCUCAAUCGAGAGCUCUUUGAAUACCUGAAGUCCUCCAGCCAAAAUGAGCCAGCGCCCAGCGCAAGACGCAAUGUAACUGAGAGCAGGCUUCGUUCAUCAAAAAUUCCUGCUCCCUCUGAAUUGCGUAGGAAGUCAGCUGUACGUCGAACAUGUCUGCUUCCUUUGACCGUUGCUCAGUCCUACAACACAGAAGAUGAGCAGCUGACUCUUGAAUCCAAGCCUCCCCCCUCAAAUGGCUCAGGUAUACCAUCUCAGAAGCGCAGGAAGAAUGGCCUGGUGAAGCCAUCCACCUUUCUGCCACAGGUGGAUGAAAUUGGAGUGGAGAAUGAAAUCCAGCCUUCAGCUUCCAGAAGUGUUUCUGCUGUCAGUACAGCCAGGCGCAAGUCAGGGGCUUCCCUGGAAGUUGAGAAAAUCCAAAACAAACGUGAAAUCACCCAAGCAAAAAAUGCUGAAACACGGACCAAACGAAACAAAGAUGGGGACAUGAACCGUCCAAACUGGCUGUUCUAUAAGAUGAUAGAGGAAUACAGAGAAAAUCUAGAAAUUGUGCCCAUUUCUUUAUCCGAUCCUGUUGAACUGCACAGGAUUUGCGUUUGUGUUCGGAAGCGUCCACUGAACAAACAAGAGGUGGCCAGGAAGGAAAUCGAUGUGGUGUCUAUACCUGGAAAGGGCAUCCUGCUCCUGCAUGAACCUAAACAAAAGGUGGACCUAACAAAGUACCUGGAAAAUCAGGUCUUCCACUUUGACUACUCCUUUGAUGAAACUGCAACCAACGAACUUGUUUACAGAUUCUCUGCUAAGCCUCUGGUUCAGACCAUUUUUGAAGGGGGUAUGGCAACUUGUUUUGCCUAUGGGCAAACCGGCAGUGGAAAAACACAUACUAUGGGUGGAGAUUUCUCAGGGAAAAAUCAAAACAGCUCUAAAGGAAUCUAUUCAUUAGCUGCACAAGAUCUCUUUCUCCUUCUGAAACAGAAAAGGUAUUCCAGUAUGGGCCUGGAACCCUAUGUUUCCUUCUUUGAGAUCUACAAUGGCAAGGUUUUUGACUUGCUCAACAAGAAGGCCAAACUGCGUGUGCUAGAGGAUGGCAAACAGCAGGUCCAGGUCGUGGGUCUGCAGGAAGUUUACGUCUCUGGUGUUGAAGAUGUCAUCAAGAUGAUCGAUGUGGGCAGUGCCUGCAGGACGUCUGGGCAGACUUUUGCAAAUGCCAACUCGUCUCGCUCCCAUGCGGUGCUUCAGAUUAUCCUGCGUCGGGGCAACAAGCUGCAUGGGAAGUUCUCACUGGUGGACCUGGCAGGCAACGAACGUGGCCCUGACGUCAGCAGCAACGACCGGCAGACAUUGGUGGAGACGGGAGAGAUCAACUGCAGUCUGCUGGCCCUGAAGGAAUGUAUCCGCUCCCUGGGCCAGAACAGCGAACACAUCCCGUUCAGGAUGAGCAAGCUGACACAGGUGCUGAGGGACUCCUUCAUUGGUGAGAACUCAAAGACGUGCAUGAUUGCCAUGAUCUCUCCUGGGAUGGGAUCCUGUGACUACACACUAAACACUCUUCGAUAUGCUGACAGAGUAAAAGAACUCAACGGCGUAUCCAGUGUUGCUGCCACCAACUCUGACAAAAAGAUGGAGAUGGAGAUCGAGGUGGAGGAUUCUGACCUCUCAGCAGAGGACUCCACCCCUGUGGAUGAUGUGUUUGAAGCAGAGUCUCAGGUCUCCAAAGUGGGGGAGCAGUUGUGCAAAUAUCUACAGCAAAGCAGUGAAAUCAUUAGAAUGAUGGAGAGACCAUCGUACAACGCAGCAGCUGGUGUACCUGAGAUUAAGGAUUACUUAAAAAGACUUCAAGACUUCGUCUUGCCAUUGCAGACUGCUAUAGAGCAAGAGAAGUUGGCAAAGAUCUCAUUAAGAAAGAAAAGCACCUGAGACAAAGUACUUGUCUGGUUUCAGUUUGAUAAAUGUGACAUUUGUCCCCUUUGUAUUUCAUUAUAAACAUUUCUGAUUUUUUUUUCCAUUGUACAUAUCUGCAUAUCUAAAUGUACUAAAAGACAUUCUAGCCAGUCACUACAUAGCAAAACUGAAAGCACAGAAUAUAGCAGACCUUUGUAAAUGUUAUAAUAAAGUAAUAAAGUUUUUGUAAAUAUAAAAUGUACUACAUUGGCUUUUUUGCAGUAAUUUGUCGAACCAAACUGAUUAAAUGUUUUAACCG